AUGUUGAAUAUGGUGGAAGACAAAUACAUUGGCCUGGCAUUGGCCAUAACCUCUACUCUUGCAAUAGGGACGAGUUUUGUCAUUACGAAAAAGGGCCUGAUAGAUGCAGAGCGAAGACAUGGCUUUGAAGGAGAGGGGUUUACAUAUCUCAAGAGUCCCAUAUGGUGGGCUGGCAUAAUAGCUCUCAUUAUCGGAGAAAUUGCGAAUUUUGCGGCCUACGCCUUUGCACCGGCAAUUCUAGUGACGCCUCUAGGGGCGCUCAGCGUUUUGAUCGGCGCAGUAUUAGGGUCAUACUUCUUGGAUGAAGAAUUAGGGACGUUGGGGAAGUUGGGUUGCGCGAUCUGCUUGAUCGGAUCAAUCAUAAUCAUCCUACAUGCCCCUCCGGACAAGGAAAUUCAGACUAUCGACGAGAUUCUCCAUUAUGCAAUUCAGCCGGGGUUCCUACUGUUUUCCCUGGUUGUCGCAGUCUUCUCCGUUGUUAUGAUAUACAGAGUUGCACCCAAGUACGGAAAGAAGAACCCGCUGAUCUACCUAUCAAUAUGCUCGACUGUUGGUUCGGUGUCAGUCAUGUCAGUCAAGGCAUUUGGAAUUGCCGUAAAAUUGACAUUUGCGGGAAACAAUCAGUUCACGCAUCCUUCGACCUACGUUUUCAUUAUCCUAACCACCAUCUGCAUUCUUACGCAGAUGAAUUAUUUCAACAAGGCGCUCAGCCAGUUCCCAACCUCAAUCGUUAACCCAUUAUACUAUGUUACUUUUACAACUGCCACGCUUUGCGCCUCAUUCAUCCUCUACGGCGGAUUUAAUACCUCGGACGCAGUUAACACCAUUUCCCUCCUUACAGGAUUCUUGGUAAUUUUCACUGGAGUAUACCUCCUUAAUCUUUCACGCGGAGACCCUAAUGGGCAUAUGAUGAUUAAUGGCACUGCACAUGAUGGCAUUGCCACCGACGGAAUUUCUGGUUUACAGACAAGAAGGAGCAUGCAAUCCCGGAGAAGCGUGGACCCUCAUCGAAUGAGUGUGGGCAGUGCCGGAUUUGGCAGAGGGGGCGAUAGAGAAGGACUCAUCCGCGCAUACGACGAGGAAGAAAAUACAGGGUUCGGUCUGGCUGACUUGGCAGAAGACAGCGACGACGAACAUCAUUUGGGGCAUUCAAAUGGGAAGGUCUACAGUAAUGGGAACGGGAGCAAGAGGAGUUUCGCAGACCCAGUAGAGCAAGAGCGCUCAUUGUCGAGAAAGGCCUCACCGUUACCUCGGUGA
Molecule: messenger RNA, 1257 nt
Organism: Venustampulla echinocandica
Lineage: Eukaryota; Fungi; Ascomycota; Leotiomycetes; Helotiales; Pleuroascaceae
Product: putative DUF803-containing protein
Exons: 7
Coding region: 1-1257 (418 amino acids)
Biological process (GO): magnesium ion transport
Cellular component (GO): membrane
Molecular function (GO): magnesium ion transmembrane transporter activity
Source: RefSeq, a predicted model, not a curated record